UGCAUUUGCUUUGACACAAACAGAAAGACUGAGAACGUAGAUAAACAAAGAGCUAGGUUUAACUAUAGAGUCAGAUUUUUAUUUAUCAAGGAAAUAAAUAGCGCGUUUUUGAUGCUUUUUUGUCUGAAGUGGCACUUCUAUCCUUUGUGGACUUUUACCCUCACACCAUCACCAUGGUAAAUCAGUGUGCGGCCCGCGUGGUGCUCAUGUUUGUUGGGUUGUUUGUCUUUUUAGCCGCACUCACUGUCAACUCUCUAUCAGGAUUCGGUGCUAAAUCAGGGGUUUUCAAGCAGAGCACAGAGGAUGUGAUACUCAAGUAUACAACACCCAUAACUCCAUCUCAGUGGGCUUUCUUUGUCUGGGAUUUCAUUUAUUUUUGGGUUUUGGCCAUGUUUAUAUACUUCUUAGUGGGACUCUGCAGAAGGAAUGCUUAUGACUGGAUGUACACCACACCUGCAGUGCUACCCUAUGGGUUUCAUGUCUCUAUCAUCACCAAUAUCUGCCUGAACAUUACAUGGUUGUUUCUGUUUGACAGAGAGUUGAUGCUGCCAGUGCUGAUAAUCUCGCUACUAAUGACGCUCACCGACUACACGAUCCUGUUUUUCUCCUGUCAUGGACUAAAAAUCUAUGGAGCCUGGUUGAACAAAUAUCACACCGUAGAUCUGUGGCUCUUCAGAAUAUUGGUGCAAAAUGGAAUAGCAGUAUACGCAACAUGGGGGACUCUCUCCACUCUCCUGAACCUGACGAUAUAUUUGCAGUAUCAGACAGAAACGUCUCGAUGUGACUGUGCAAUGCUGUCACUGCUGCUGCUUCUGAUGGAGCUGUUAGCCUGGUUUCUGUUAGAGAACUUCUACCUCGAUGAGCAUGUGCGUUACAUUGUGACCAUCUACCCCGUGGUAAUCCUGUGGUUGACAGGCACCCUGAGCAAUUCUGACUCUCCUAUAAGUGACAUUUAUAUAUUUGCAGCUGUGAUCCUGGCUUUUUCCUGCAUCCUGUUCAUUGCACGCAUUGCCCUCGUCACAUGGAAGCAUCAUAAACGACCGCUUUACAAAGACAGUGGGCCCAGUAGGUCACCAGUGGAAAUGGCUUUGACACAAAGAAAAAUAUUUCUUUGACUAUGAGCUUAGAGUGAGUGAAUGUAUAACAAUAAAUAAUUUGUGUGUAAAUACUAAAUUUUUUGUAAAGAAUUUAAUACAUGAAUGGAAAAAAGGAAGUCAUUAAUAUUUUUAAUGAUUUAAUAAUAUUUAGGAAUGUUUGAAUUUUAUGUUUUAACAGUGAAAAGAAACAUCAAUACAUUUAAUAAAUGAUAAUAUUGUGUUGUGCAAUUUUUCUUUGUCUUUUUUGAAUAUAUAUAUUCAAUAUAUUGAUUUAUUUAGUAUUCUACUUUAAUGUAUGUAGCCUACAGUGUACCCAAUUUUGAACUGAAAUGACUGAAUGUAAUUCCUUUUUUUAAUCUUUCUUCUUUAUGUUCUUUUUUUCUGUUUAAAUUUCAUAUAAACAUAAGCUUUGUAUUUUAAAAUGUAAAUUGAUGAAAUUGUAUGUUUUAUAUGUAAUGUAGUGUAAUAUAUUGUAUGUAAGGUGUGGACCCCAGGAAGACUAGCUGAUUGCCAAGGCAUUCAGCUAAUGGGGAUCCUUAAAAUAAAUAAAUAAACAGAAGGAUUUCAAAACUGAAAUGAAUAAUUGUAAAGCCAAAUAACAAUGAACAUGGAAAUAAUAUUUUAAAAAAAUAUACAAAAGCAAAUGUAAGGUUGAAGUAAAUUAUAAAUAUGAGAGAAAAAUAACCGUCAGGCAUAUCUUUGCAUAAUAGUUGUCCUCUUGUUUAAUAAACAUGCUCUAUUAAAACAGUACACAUUUAGGUAAAUGAACAUUUGGCUGCAAAAGGAAAAAAGUUCCAGAAAGAAGCAAUUUAAUCAAGGGCUGAAAAAACUGUCAAAAUUCAAAGAUGUUGAAAAAACAAUAAAUCCUCACAUUUUAGCAGCUGGCAUCUUUCUUAAUAAAUGAGUUUAACAAACAAA
Molecule: messenger RNA, 2015 nt
Organism: Epinephelus lanceolatus (giant grouper)
Lineage: Eukaryota; Metazoa; Chordata; Actinopteri; Perciformes; Serranidae
Source: RefSeq, a predicted model, not a curated record